AUGAUCUAUCCCUCUGCGUCGGUCCCCGCGACGGUGUCGCGCGCAAGGCAUUGUAUCUGCUUUGCGCCCCACGCGUUGACUGCGCUUGGCAACGUUGCGCCCGUGGUGGCGCUCGCCCAACUCGUCUCUGAUCCUGCCAUUGUUGGUGAGGCGGGUGACAGCAGCUCCUUUGCAAUGCUUUUUAACGGCGUGGCGGCGUUGGCGAACGCGCUGGGCAAGGUCCUCACGGCACCACUGGUCGACGCGGCUGGGGCGCCCUAUCUGAUAGCCGCAAUCCUGGCCAUGGCGGUGUCGCUGGCGGCCUUUGCUCUCGCUCCGUCGGAGGUGGCACUACUCGCGUGCUGGGCCAGCUGCAACAUCUGCCUGUCGGGCUCUUGGGCCGCAGAGUCGAAGGCGAUCGAGGCCACAUACCACAGGGAGCGCUGGCCCAUCGCCUUCGGCCUCCUGACCAACACCUCCCUACUGAUUAGAAUCGGUGCUCGCGUGGGCCUCGGCGCACUGCUGUCGGCUGUUUCGUGGCGGGUGAUGUGCAUUAGCGUCGCCCUGACUCUGGGCGCAGCGGUGUUCAUCAUCGUCCCGCUAUUUGCGGCGGGUCAACUCAAAUCAGGUCGCACCCAGCGCAAUGGUGGACCAUGCUCACCGUCGGGGGUUGAACUUUGCUUGGAUCCGCCCAUCGUGCUCUACGCGGUGGCGAUGGCUGGUGCCACUUGCGUCCAGAGGAUGGAGAACCUGGUGGCCGUCGUGCUCGUCCAAUGCGCGCACCUCUCCGCGAGCGAUGCUGCCAUGCAGAGUGCGCUCUUCCAUGUGGCAGUGUUUGCAACCAUCUCAAUUGUCACGCCGUUCUACUCCGGCCUGGGUGUGCGCAGCAAGGCGGUGCUCAUGAUCGGUCUCAACGCGCUGGGGUGUGCCUGCAUCGUCUGCCUCGUGCACCUGACCUCGGCUAGCAGCCAGGCCCUCCACAACAGCAGGGCGUGGUAUGCCCUCGCGCUGAACGGCCUCCUCGCUGCCGCGGGCUCGUGCUUCGCCCUGCUGUACUACGUGAGCGUUUCGGUGUUUUCGCUGUCCCAUGGCGACGCCUCCGCACGCGUCCUUGCGCUGCUGAAUGCCGCCGGCCAGGCAGGUGGCUUCCUGUUUCAGGUAGGGGCGGCAUACCUGUUCAGCAUUGGCUACGGCUGGAGCGAGGUCCUUGGCGGUCUCGCGGGCUGCGCCACCCUCGCCACACUCUGCACAGCACUUGCCGAGAUGUCAGCUGAGAGGUGA
Molecule: messenger RNA, 1260 nt
Organism: Emiliania huxleyi CCMP1516
Lineage: Eukaryota; Haptophyta; Isochrysidales; Noelaerhabdaceae
Exons: 1
Coding region: 1-1260 (419 amino acids)
Biological process (GO): transmembrane transport
Molecular function (GO): transmembrane transporter activity
Source: RefSeq, a predicted model, not a curated record